Molecule: messenger RNA, 5094 nt
Organism: Saprolegnia parasitica CBS 223.65
Lineage: Eukaryota; Oomycota; Saprolegniomycetes; Saprolegniales; Saprolegniaceae
Exons: 2
Coding region: 1-5094 (1697 amino acids)
Source: RefSeq, a predicted model, not a curated record
AUGCCCCGUGUCGCGCCCACGGCCCUCGGACCUGGCGACGCGGGCGCCGCACCACUCGUUGCAGGACGUCGCCAGAAGCACGGUGCGCAAUGGAGCACGGUGGCAGGCCUCCUGUAUGUGCUCAUUUCGACAGCAGCCACGAUCGGCGGGCUCUUCGCCAUGGCCGACUACCUCGCCAACGACUUUAUCUGGUUCCAGUUUGGCUCGACGGCGCUCGCGUUAACGAAUGUGAUCAACCUCCAGCUGCCGCAUGUGACCAACAGAACGACCUUGGACCUCUUCGCGCCAUCGUCCGGUCUCUCCAAGCACGACGCUGUCGGUAUCAGCGACGCGUACACGCGCUUUCUGCGCUACGAAGCGCUCACGACCCUCCACGAUGCAGUGGCGGGAUUGCGAAAUCUGCACCUGCUCCGCGUGGCGACGAUGGGCGCGCAGUACUGCUGGGUCGACUGGGACCGACGCUGGGCCAUGGCCCACACGGUCGCACGCCAAGAGCGCUGUCGCGACCGCUACGCGACAAAUGGUGCCGUGUACCUCGAGUCCGUUCUGCGCAAUAUUGACUUCAACGCGUGGGUCGAUGUCACGCAAGGCUUGUUUACGCAACGCAUCGGAAACGGCGUCACCGAGUCGUCGGACGAUGGCCCCGGCUUUCUGAAGUACCUCACGACGCACCAGAUUCUGGAUCUGGACAGCGAAGUCCACAUCUGGUCAAACGCUGGUCUGGCUCACUUUGUGAUGCAGUACACCAACGCCUACCAGAUCGGUCUGUACGACGUCGUUCGAAUUGAGAGCGCACUCGGCCAAGUCAUUGCAUUCAAGAUCAAAGACAUUCCGGUUGCGAGCCGCGGCGUCCGAUGGACCACCAACUACAUGUACGGUGGGCUUCAGACGGACCUCAAUAUCCCCAGCGGCAACCAAAGCCUCGUGCAGAACUCUAGCACCUUUGUUGGUGACGUGAGCCCGGGUCUUCUCGAAGCUGUCCUCGUGUGCUGGCCACUGCCCGCCGCUUUCCAAGCCGUGCACAACGACAUUGGGCCGCUCGACAACAUAGAUGUGCUCUGGGUGCCCGUGCCGGGCGCAGUGCUCUCGAUAGUGCAGACCUUUCGGUCACUUUUGUUGGCGCGUCUCGCGUCCGACGCAGCAAUGGCGCCGGCGCUCGAUGCGAUCGGCACGGUAGAGCUUCACCCGACGCCGCUCAAGUGGCACGAUCCGACUCUCCUCUUCUACGGCGGCAACCCCACGUGUGGCUUUGGUGUCGGCCUCGCCUUCGUCCAAGAGUCGUUUGGCUUUGACGAUUCGUGUGGCACGCAGAAGGCGCUGACGUACACCUUGUCGCCGCUCGCUAGUCUCUUUGCCUGGACGAUGCUCGGUGACGCCAACGCCACCGCUUCCAUCUGCGCGCUUAUGCCUGCCGCCGAGAUACAUGGUUGCGCCACGGCACUGCACACUAUCCAGGCCGCCGCAACGCUUGUGCCAUCUCUCUCAGAGCUUCGUUUACCGACGUCGUCGCUUCCGCCGCUACAGCUCAUGCAGUUUGUCGGCCGGAAUGCAUCGCCGCCGGUCGUCGAGACGCAGCUUCUGCUCGAUCCCUCGUUUGCUUUCUUCGGCUGGGUGAGCGUCUACGAGUGGGUCAUGCACACUCGCGAGGUCGUCACCUUUGAAGGCGACGUCGCGUCGUGUACACUCAUGACAUCGGCUGCGACACACAAGGCCUUGCCUCCGUAUGCUCUCCGCUCGAGCUUUGGCACGUAUCUCUGGUACUGUUGUGUGGCGGUGACAGUGGUCUUGGUGAGCCUAGCGAUGUUGCUGGUAUGCCUCUGGAUGUGCUAUUACCGACCAUCGCACACGCCGUGGCUGCAAUGGAGCCACGUUGUGAGCGCGACGUGGCUCAAUCGAGGGCUCUUGAUGGCCCGCGGCGGCGCUGCGCUGCUCUGUUUGUCGUCGGCCGUUCCGCAGUCCGAGGCGACAGCAUUCGGCUCGCAGUUUGCGCCGAGACGGCAACGAUCACUGGUCGCCUCGUGCCUCUUGUCGAGCGAAGCGACGUGGAUUCUCUACGUGCUCCACGAGGCUUUUCAUCCGCUGACCGCUCCGUAUACCUCCAGCUACGCACGCUGGAGCCUUGUGUCUGGGUGGCUCUAUCUCCUACUUUUGGACGUCGCGGCGCCAGUGCACGUCUCGGUGACUCUCGAGCGUAGCUGUACAUCUCAAAACAUGGACCGCGUGCUGUACUGUACGAGUGGACAUAUUGUCAUCGGUCACUUGGACCGUGUCUACGCCAACCUCGCGGGGCUGGUCGCUGCAGCUUGUGGCAGCUACCUCGUAGCGCGACGUUGGACCUCGUUGGGGGAGGUGGCUGAGACGCCGUCGCUCUUGCUCAACUCGGCAGCGAUUGCUUUUUUGGGCCGAAAGGAGCAGGCCCACGUCAACGUCGUGACCGCGGCCAUGGUCGGCGUCCUCCACUUUCCACGCCGUGGCAUUCUCUUUGACACCAAGCUCUGGGUCUUUGUCCAGACGAAUACGGUGCCCGUGUCACUGCUUGGGCUGCCGUCGACGCCAGGUCCCAAGAUCAGCGUGGUUCGGGAAGACCUGCAUCGGCUGUCCAACAUGGCACCGUCGUCGACGACGUACUCAUUUCUGCAACUACGAGUCAAGCAAAUGAUUCUGCUCUGUGGUAUUCUGUACACCAUGUUCAGCCUCACUUCCAACGUCGCCUUUCUCACGGUCGCACAGACGUUUUUGGCCAACGACUUUGGCUGGGCGGGCUUCAACAGCACCGGCAUGCACGCCUUCUUGGCCAAUGCCAUCAACCAGCACCUCCUCAUCUCAACCAACACGACGCUCGACUUGACCAGCACCGCGCUUGCAGACAUCUCGCAGCUCUACAACGGCUCGGUGGCUUCUAUUGCCUGGAGUGCACACGCUCCCCGGCGCCAGCUCAUGGACGCCAGCGUGCCUCUGACUCGGUUUGUGCAAGGCCUUCGCGACAUGAACCCGUGCAUGCUGCCGUGGAUGUUUACGCAGUACUGCUGGCUCGACUUGGAUCGGCAUUGGGCCAUGGCUAGCACCACAAGGCGCCAAGCGCGAUUGGCUCUCUGGCGUCGCUACAACCUAACUCGAUUCCAGUUGCAGUGGCAAAACUACAAGACGAUUGGCAUGGUCGACACCUUCUCAAUCACAUCUGCGCUAGGCUACACGUCGUCGCUGACGCUGAGUCGGUCGGAUGCCAGCUUUCAUCUUCUGCAGCAGACAUCCAACCGAAUGUACUGGGCGUUCGCGAGCGAUCUCUGGGCCAUUGCUACCAACACGUCAUUGAUUGGAGGCUACAGUCUCCUCGCAUCGAGUCCUCGCUUUGCGUUUACGAAUGUCUCGAGUCAAGCCGUCUUGUUUCAAAACCUAACCCUUCCUCAGCCAUUGACACCUGGUUUGAUCGUGCUACAGGCGACGAUCGGGCCGUUUGGUGCUGUCGAUAUGCACUACGUGGCACCUCCUGCAUCGGCCGUUGCUGUCUAUGCUGCAUUCUUCGCCAGCUUCAACACGCUUAUGGCGUUGGACCAUGUCGCACAGGCUACCGUCCUGUCGGUGCCAGCAAGGUCACGCGUCUGCGCGGUGCCACCCGCCUUGCUCAUCAAUCCGCUGACGCAAGUAAGUGGUGGUGGUUUUAUGUGCGGCAACGACGUCCCUCUGGAACCUGCGAGCUACGGUCUUCUCAACAGCUUUGGCGAGGCGAAUGCGUGCCAUGCUCUCUUCCUCGAGACGCUGCUGCCUUCCACAGCAGAGCUCUUCUUUGCUCUUCUUGCUUUCAAUGCAUCCCACGGCCCAAUGGUCAGCGCAGACGCAAGCGCCUUGUGUCGCUUGGACGCGUGUGCGGGGGCGACCUGCGCGCCGACGCUCAACACGCUCGUCGCCUUCUUGGAGGAGCACAUGAACGACUCCUUCUCCUCUUUGACACCGCUCUUUCAAGCCAGCGUCGCGGAUCUUCUGGCCCUUGACAUUCAAACAACCCAGUACUAUUCUCAUACAACAGAUACCGACACGCAGCUGUACCAGAUCAACCUCCUUGAGCCCAGCGAGCGUCUCUGGACCUUUUACGGCUGGCUAUUCCUCUUCGAGUGGCUGAAUGGCGGCCGCGAAGUCGUCUCCUUUCAAGGUGACGCUGGGAGCAUCACCACGAUCGCGACCGCGUACCCCGCCUUGGCGCAGACCCCAGACCCGUACGAGGUUCCCACAAGUGUUUCGCUCGUGGUGCUUGGCUCGACGGUCUACAUUACAUCGAUUCUCAUUGGUGUCACGUGCAUCCUGGCUGUCUACAUCCUCGGUACGCGCGGCGUCGGCAUGGAAGCCAACAACCUCUUUGAGCUGAACCGGGUCGUGGGCCACGUCUGGGCCGGGCGCAGUUUUAUCUUGCUACGGAGCGUCACGGCGAUUUGGAUGCUCAACACGGCGCCAUUGCUGCUGACGCAAGUGGGACACGCGACGCACUUUACGUCCCCGCAACUUCCGUGGUACCAAACAAUCCUCGCCGCCUCGGAAGUCACGUGGCUCGUCUAUGCCCUCAAUGACAUUGGCAGCUGCGUCACUUUGCAGUAUACGACAGCGUACGCGUACAAGAGCUCACUCGCGACGUGGUUCAUCUUGGUUGUUUGGUCUUUCGUCGCACCACUCUCGUACUCGGCGACACUGCACCGACACUGCACUUUUGUGGACAUGGACGCUGGACUCCUUUGCUCGAGCGCAUCUAUCCACAUUGGCUCCACCAGCGGUGUCCUUGGCGUCGUCGUCGUUGCUCUAAGUUGCAUUUGCGUCUGGUUUGGCUGGGAUCGAUGGCGUCUGCGAGGCUUGGCACCGCCUGGCGUCCACUCGCUCCUCCUCAACGCCCACUGCGUCUACAUGUUGGACUUUACAAACUGGAAGUACAAGGGGGAGUAUUAUCUCGACAAGACGUCGGCCGUCCUCGCUGGUUUAUUGAGCCUCGAGUACCAUGGCAAGUUGUACAUUUUUGACAUCAAGACGUGGCGGCUCUUCUCGUGUGCGUCGUCGAAAGACCCGACGCAGCCCGAGCGAUUUCAGGUCGCAAUUCCGCUGAGCCAGCUCUAA